AUCUGCUUCGCCCCUGCUUUGGCCACUCAUUCGGCGAAAAUUAAUGGUGGUGUUCGGUUCUACGUCGCGCAAGGCACAGUCUCUAGAGUCUCGCAGAGCUAAGAAUACAUCUCAGAAAAUCGGCAACCAAUAUCCAAGUUCAGCCAAGUUUGCGGUGUGUAGGCAAGCCAUCGAAAAGUAACGACCGAAAUAACGGCUGUUGUCGCAUAGCAAAUGCCAAUUGCGAAUUGCGAGUUGCAAACGCAAAUCAAAGUGUGCGCAGGCGAAUAAGAAACAAAGAAACGCAAUUAACAAACGUGAAGUAACAAUCCGGCAAAGCGAAUAAACCCGAUACCGAUUCCGAUCUGCAUCAGAAAAACCUUAGGCACCCAACAAAUAUACAUCUCUAAAUGCAUCAGCUAAGCAACAGUAUUCUUGCUCAACAAUAAAUAUACGAAAGCUCUGAACGCGUAAAUACAAGAAAUAUUUCCGUAGCCGUGAUUAUUUGUUGCAUUUGAAUAAGAACUUCGAAGAUACGGGCAGCAGUCAGAACGCAGCGAGCUUAAGCCAACAACGUAGUACGACUAGCAAAAGACACCACCAAUUUAAUUUUAUCUAGAGAAACAUACAAUACGCAUACGCAAGCAAAGUAGCCAAAAUAUCUAUAUGUUUAGUACGUGUAUCGCUCAUUUAUGAUUGAUAUACUCGCAUAGCAAAGUUAUAUUUACAAAUCCCACAACAUAAUCGCAAGUGAGCCCGCAAAGACAACAACUGCUGCGAUACAGACCGCCGAGUUCGGUCAGAUCCACAUACACUUUCAUCCAAACCGCGUUAAGACAAAGCCAGCAAAAUAGAUACCAUGGAAGACAAUAACACGAGCAGCAGUGCGGGCGGUGCGUCCAUCAAACACGAGGAUCCAUCGGUGACACUCACAAUAAGGCUGAUUAUGCAAGGAAAGGAGGUUGGUAGUAUUAUUGGUAAAAAGGGUGAAAUUGUCAACAGAUUUCGUGAAGAGUCUGGUGCCAAAAUCAACAUUUCGGAUGGCUCAUGCCCGGAACGUAUUGUGACUGUGUCUGGUACAACUAAUGCAAUCUUUUCGGCGUUCACGCUCAUUACAAAGAAGUUCGAAGAGUGGUGCUCGCAGUUCAAUGAUGUAGGCAAAGUUGGCAAAACUCAAAUACCCAUUCGAUUGAUUGUGCCCGCCAGUCAAUGUGGAUCGUUAAUUGGCAAGAGUGGUUCAAAGAUCAAGGAAAUUCGUCAGACCACGGGCUGCUCCAUCCAAGUGGCCAGUGAAAUGCUACCCAACUCCACAGAGCGGGCGGUUACCUUGAGCGGCAGUGCCGAGCAGAUCACCCAGUGCAUCUAUCAGAUAUGUCUUGUCAUGUUGGAGUCCCCGCCACGCGGUGCUACCAUCCCGUACCGACCAAAACCACAGGUUACUGGCCCCGUCAUCCUGGCCAAUGGACAGGCUUUCACCAUACAAGGAAACUACGCGGUGCCCACACAAGAGACCUGUCCAGUAUUUCCACUUGCCCUGGCUACCGGCGGCCUACAUGCUGGUAUCUCAGGCUUGGCGGAUCCUUUGUUAAAGGGGGCACAUUUACAAGGAGCGAUACCAGCACACCACCAUCACCUACAGCAAAUGCCCGAUGUGGCCAAGAACCCGCUGGCCAGUCUGGCCGCCUUGGGCCUGGCUGGGAUGAAUCCGGCCAGCACUGGGGGCAUCAACCACACAGGUGAGUUGAGCGCUUCUGCGGCCAGAUGCCAGACAGAUUUCCAAUCUAAUCUAGGCUCUGCCCCAGCAGCCUUGGCUGCACUGGCCGGGUCGCAACUGCGUACAGCGAAUCCCGCGAACCGAGCCCAGCAGCAGCAGCACGAGAUGACCGUCUCAAACGACCUGAUUGGCUGCAUCAUCGGCAAGGGUGGCACCAAGAUCGCCGAGAUUCGCCAAAUAUCCGGCGCCAUGAUCCGGAUCUCCAACUGCGAGGAGCGCGAGGGCGGCAAUACCGACCGCACCAUCACCAUCAGCGGCAAUCCGGACUCGGUGGCCCUGGCCCAAUACUUAAUCAAUAUGAGAAUAUCAAUGGAGACUGCUGGUCUGCCCAUACCUGGUUAUCACUACAUUGCGCCCAGUGCAAUUGUUAAAACACCCAUUCACUAAAUGCAACAAUCAACCGCAAGCUAAGCAACAGCCACAGCAUCAAUCCGAACCCGUAGGAGGACACCGGUGCAUCAGGAGCAGGAGCGGGAGUAGGAGCAGAAACAGGAGAGGAAGAAGGAGCAGCAGUAACAUGAACGUCAAAUGUUAAUUCAUAAGCAAUAUAACAGAAGCGGCAAAUGAAGGAGAUCUUAGCUCAUACAUUUGACACUGUCGGCAAUCACACAUUGAAUACAUUACUGAAUACACUCAUACCCACGGACACACUCACAGACAGACUCGAAGAGAAGCAUACAUACACGUUAUAUUUAUUCAUUGAUUCUUAUUAAUUAUGAUACUUUCAUUAAGUUUUAAAUGCAAGGGCAAACAAAUACAAGAACUUUUAUGUUAAACCGUUUUCAAGGGGCCCAGCGGAAAACGUGGGGCCACCCGAAGUAAGAACAGAACAGCAAUUAAUUGUAAGAUUAGUCAAAAUGAAGACAAAAUAAAAAGUAUAAGAAUCAAUUAACCACAUACAAUUAACAUACGAGAAAACAAACGAAAAGGCAGAACUUUCAGAAUGCAGUUAUUUGUAAGCUAAUCAAUCACUUGUGCACGAGCAUGACCAAAAAGGAGCGACAAACACGAGGAAACAAAAUGUUUGAGCACUAAAAGAACGGAUAUGAAUGAGACAUUGAACAGACAAGCAGCAAACAAACCAAGCAAGCAAAGACAGACAUACAGAAAGAAGAUGAUCACAGACACCACAUAAAUUUAAAUAUUUACUGCAAAUUGCAUCUAGCUUGAUGUUUGCGUUUGUUAGUUUGUUUAUAUGUAUACAUAUAUAUUAUAUAUAGACACGGCGAUGUAUUGAUAUGAUAAUUUUUAUUUUAUUAUUUCUAUUAUGGUAAUUGUUAUCGAAAUUGUAUUUGUGAUUUUUGAAUAUGUUUAGACUGAUGUGCAAAAUUGAUUCUGUUUAUUAAUUACAAGUAAACUACAUACAUAUAAACAAUUAUGGACUAAUUACUAGAUAUCUUUCUCCUUCGUUCUAUAUUCUAAUCAAAUUACUCAUUUAUUCAAAAUUAGACUUAAUUUGUUGGCAGCAACCAACUCGAUAAACGAACAUCUAUCUAACUAGCAAAGGGAUUUACAAUUGAAUUUCGUAUCAAAACGUUGUAGUUUCUUUUGAUUGGUUUCUAGUGAAAAUGCCUGCUAUUGGUGACCACAUUAAAUUUACAUACAAAUUAGCGAAAACAAUUCGAGUUACAAUAAUAUUUUUUAAGCACUUUUGCGGCGAUUAAAAAGACUUUCUGAAGCGUGGAAAAAACGAGAAAUGGAUUUAAAUAUUAUAUUACAAUUAUGCUUAAAUUAAAGUAUAAUUUAAAUUUAUUAGCUGUUAAAUUUAUAUGCAAAUCGAAACUUAAAAACAAAACAAAAAAGAACCACAACAAAAGAGAACAUCAAAAAUAAAUUGAUUUUCAAUGUUACAAUUAAAUUAAUUUUAUUCUAAUUUAGUUUAUAGGCUGGGCAGUUAAAACCAAAAAAAAAAAAAAAAAACACAAGAGUGGUAAUUACUUUAAGACACACUAAAACGUUUAGUUACUUAUACACACUAAUUCACAAUAAAGCCUCUGAAUAUGAGCUAAACGGUUUUGAAAGCCGAAGGUGAAAGCGAUAGAAUCAGUUUGCAAAUGGCGAAAUGUGUCAAAUUUUAUUAUACAUAUUAAUUAUUUAGUAAGAGGAAUUAUCAAAGCAUAAAAGAAAACAAAAAACAUAUCCACUGCAAACGAAAACCAAUCUAACCACAACUUAUUAUAUUAACCAACACAAAAUACAGAAAGAUGACAUUAUGAAACCGAACAAUGCAUACAUAUAUAGGCAAACAUAUCCCAGAGAACGCAAUGAAUGAAUCUUUAUAGAUGUCUAUGAUUUAUAAAUUUUCAAAAUUUUAUCGCGGUAUUUGUUUUGACGUGAGGAAUUGACUAAAAAACCACUCAAAAGUGUUUUUUUUUUACCCUGAACAACUUCACUUGUCAACCCUCGAAAUUGAACAUAAGUAAGUUUCAUCAGUCAUUCACAAUUUUACAUCUUCCGCUCACACAAGAAAGACAAACUUAUGAACAACAAAACUUGAUUACAGGAAAUUGUUAAUAGCGUAAAGUGUAAAAGUAUAAAUAAAUGAGCAUAUAAACCAAUUUAAACAAUAGGACGAGCCUAGCCCAAAGCUAGCAGUAGCUCCUCUUCUUGAAAAACCGAUGAACUAUUUGAGGAUCAAGUACCAGGCAGGCGGUGGAUAAAUGAUAUCAUACGAGUAUGGCGAAACUAUUUCGUGAUUUUAGUGACAAAUAUAUUUCGCUGACGACAAACAAUUUGAAGCAAUCAUUUUGAAAUCAAGAACUUAGGUUCCCAGCUUAAGGUGAACCGGAAGAAAAAAAGAAAGAGAAUAUUGAGAAACAGAAAUGGUAAAUCAGUCAAGAAACCGUAUUUCUAUAUAUAAAUAAAUGAUAUAUAUAUAUAUAAAUAUACAUAAAUUAAAUAUAUACUUAUUAUGUACACUUGUAUUUAAAUGUAUUUAAAUAUUUAGUAAAUUUUUUGCGCAAGUUACACAGAAAAAAAAACAACAAACAAAAACACUAAAAAAAGGUGAGGGCGGCUACGGAGAUAGACGGGUCAACAGUGGCUAACUGGGAUUAUUUGUAAAAUAAACUUAAUGAAAGGGAUAAUUAAUUUAUGUGUAUGUGUGUAUAAGAGGAGUAGCUCAAAAGAUUUCACAAACAAUUUUUACUAAAUAUGCGUGUAAUUAAUGUAAUUAUUAACGACAUUUUGUUGAUAACUUGUAAAUUUGCAAAGGAAAAAUACGUGUAAGAAAAGCAAUUUUAAUGGUGCCUUAAAAACCAACCAAGCAAAUUUCUUCUAGCCUGCCUUGCCUGCCCCCCCUCAGCGAACUCAGUACUCAACUGGAUGGCAUGUGAGUUUUCCACUCCUUUCUCCCACUCUUCUCGGUACUUCCCAGGAGCUCUAGCUCAUCCUUGAUCGAUCGGAUCAGAUCGGGUCAGAUCAAUUGGGAGAGCCCGCCGAUAUCGUGCGAUAUGCAAAGUCAAAACAAAAAAAACUUGUUACCGUUUCGACAUAAGAACUUAUCCCUUUUAGCGACACAUGGUGACCCACAAUUGCUCAAAGCUAUCCGAGUCUGUGCGCAGUUGCCCGUUACACAUCAAUCCGAAUGCGAAUUUGAGUCCGAGCUCCACUUGGAUUCGGUCGAGAAGCGAACUGAGCUUCAAGUGCACGUAGUGGAUACGAUUAGGACACUGAGGCCCAGGAGAAUAUUGACAACUAGCCCGAACAAAUGAUUACCCAGAACACAAGCAAACAAGAACAUAUUAUUAAACUUAUACAGCAAAUACAUAUACAGCAAAAACACACAUAUUAAUGUUUCUCUCAGUGUAAUUACAAAUCACUUGAAUGUAUUUGCUCACAUUUUUACAAUACAUGUCGAAGAACUCUACACAAUAAGCAACAAACGUAAAAGCAUUUAAGGCACUUGAUCGGUCGGUCGGUCGAAUGAAUGAAUGAUGGAUCGUUGGAUGGAUGCAAGGUCAUUGUUAAAGGAAACACAACUGUAGGAAAAGAGUCUAGGAGUAUGAAAAGCAGUAUAAAGGAAAACCAAUCCAAAAACAUAUUUAUAUACAAAUAUAAAGCAAAAAUGAAACUUAACAUUAAGGUAUUUUAGAUAUUCUUAUUUAAUAUCCAGAAAAAAGACAAGAAAUUAUACGAGCGAAGUUUUAAUUUAGGCGCAGAGUUAUGGAGAGAGAAAUGGGAGAUCGGGUCUAAGUAAUGAACAAAUAUACGUGUAUUUAACUAACUAAAUAUCGGUGUUAGAAUUGUUAAGGAACUCCGAUAGGAUCUGAGAGAGGAAGCUGGAACGCAAGGAACGGGGGAGUGUAUUAGGGUCUGCCCUACCAAUAAUUCCCGCAGAAGAAUGCUACCAAUCCUGUUAGUCGAUUCAGUUAAUUACAUACGAGAAUCCAUUUUAGUUGCCACAUUUUCGCGUAUGAGUCGCAUACACAAAGACAGAUGGGGAAAUAUAACUACGUGUAUUCCAAUUCAUCAAAGCAAUUGAAGAAUUAAUAGAACACCUAGGCAAGCAUAGCGCUACGGCCACUUGCCACUAGAAAUAUACGAAACAUCUAAGGUUUCUCAGCAUAACAAAGUGAAUCAAAGCAAAAGCAAAUAUCGUUCAUAAUAUCUUAUAGCCCUAUGUACGUAGAGUCACAACUUAACCACUGGACACGUCACAUGCAUGCAUACACAUAGACAGGGCCCCGUAGCUUCUUCAGACAAUAUCCAUAGGUAUUUGCCCGUAUCCCUGGUUACUGGGUAUAGGGUAUUCGGUAUUGGAAUCGGAUGGAAACACUUCAACUUCAGUGGGGGUUUUCAAUGAAAUAAGCAUAUGUUUAUAUAUAUGUGUGUGUUUGUAUAUGUGUAACUAUAAAGUUGAAGAUCUCUCAAUCCAAAAAUGGGAACCGAAAACCAAGAAGGUCACUGCAUUCCCUUGUUAAUCAGCAUGUGGAUUAUGAAGAGGGCAAACUAUUUGCCGCCACGUCGUACUCUCUCUUACUCUCACCUUUGGAGAAGACGAAAAGAAUGAAUAAGCAGCAUUAAAUUGAUAAAACUGAACAAUUGGGAUCAACUUAUAUUUUAAAUAUAAGAUUAAAUUGUAAACAAGAAAAACAAGAAACAAACCUAGGCAACCCCUUAAUUAAGCCCCGGAGUUUGUAGAAGUUACGUAAAUCUAGCACGUCAAAAACGUAGAGGAGAAUCACACAAUUUGUGCCAAAACAAUGAGGUAGAAGACGAAUAGACACCAACUUGAACUGGCCAAAAGCGCAACAGCAGCCACAAACGAAAACACAAAGUAAAUGUAAUUCUUUGCUUUUUUCGGGGAACAACACAGAGGAAUUAUACGAAUUUCAAUGGAUUCACAGUCGACAGAAACAGAAAGCUACUCGCAAAAGUAUUUAAAUGUUCACAUUUGCUCAAUGCAAAGCACUUAAAGGAGCUUAUUUAACAAAAACCAAACCAAAACCAAACGAAUACUAAUUCAUAUAGAUGUGCGUAAUCAUUUCCACAUAGUAAAUAACAUUCAAUCUGGCUGUACUCGCAGUUUUAUUGCUAGAAGGUGCCAAAGAUCCCAGAUGAACCAAAGCUAAGUUGGACGGCAGUUCAUUCCCCAUUGGUUUCGUUGCAUACUUUUAGGCGAAACUUUGAGGCGUUCAGACUUGCGUUGCACUUCGGUUAACCCUGAGAUUUUGUUGCUCUUCUGCAGACUCAAGACGAAGGGGCAAAAGGCAACACAUCGCACCUUAAGUAAAUUACCGAGGAAAUGGGUAAAUUAAAAGUAAACAAAGCAAAAACUAACUAGACAUAUUUACAAGUUGAAGAAAACUGCAAGGCAAUCAUAUAACUAGAGCUUCAAUAAUAAAAAAGGACAAAAGUCAUAACGGGGAGUAAUUAUGGCUAUGAACCCAGUUGAAAUGCCUAGAGAGUGUUUUGGAUGAAUAUAUAUUUGAGCAAUACUCACAAAUGAAUUAAGCUACUUGCGUUGUUAUUGUGGUUAAAGCAAAGUAAAAAAAAGGAGAAGGGUUAAAGAACAAAACCAAAAGUUAGUGCCAAUUUUUAGUGCAAAUUUUUGCGUAAUUGUUUUCAUUUCAACGUUAUUUAAGAUACUCCACAGUAAAAAAGAAGUAAAUGCAAACGAACAGUUGGUUUCAGAACCACCAAUUUUUGGGAGACUUUCAAAUCACAGACACCGCGGACCUAAAAAAGGACCGACCAGGACGUCGGACUAACGUAAGGCAAACGCAAACCCACACGUAGCACCAGCACCGCAUAGUUUUCGAUCUGAACCAAAGUGUGUAGUGUAGUGUAGAGGCUAACCAACCCACAUACGUUUAGAUACAUAACAUCGUCACCACUCCACUUUGCACCCAUAGGUUCCAGGGUACACUUGGCAGGCAUCAGCCGAACAGGAACUCUUGCGUUACAGUACACUCAAAACAAAACUAUGGAACAUACAUACAUACAUACAUAAGCCUGUAAGGAGAACCGAUGCAAUGUUAGAGCGGCUAUCUCAGAUAUAGAUUAAAAUUAAGCCAUAAGUGAAAUGAAUAUUGUUUAUCUGUGUACAACAAUAAUAUUUAAAUAAUUCUUAAAUGUGUAUUAUGACUCUAAAGAGAACAAGCCAAACCGAACCACACUCAACUGAACCCAUUGACACACGGCUAUAUCGAAAGGGACCUGGGGCAGAUUCGAUCAGAGUCGAAACCCCACGAUCAGUGACGGAUUGGUUUGAUUUCAGACCCGGACAGCCCUAUAGACGAUGCUCUUCACAUGUUAUCCACAGGCCCGAACACACAGAACUUAAUCACAGUAUAAAAUUCUUAAAUAAUGGCGAAAUGUACAAGAAAAUAUAGCGAGCGGAAUAGCGAGUUAAAAUAAACAAAGCAAAGUAAUGUGAAACAAAACUCGAAAAGCAAACAUUAUUUACAACAUAUUUACAAUUCUAUAAAUUAUAUUUAAAAGUAUUUACAUAUAUACCAAGAACAAACUCAAUGUGUAAGUACGUGCGACCCCACAAAGAGUGCAAACGAACCCAAAGAGAACACGGUCUCACACACACACACACACACAUCAACACCACAUCUACACCACUCACGCAUACGCAGGCAUCGCCAUCAGGGUGUAACGGUACAGGACGAGCGAGCAGGAGAGCGGCACUCUGGGACUGCCUUCUCUGAUUACUCCGACACUCAGAUACCCUAGAAAAAGCAUUAGACACACAGAUGUGCAAUACGACAGACUCGAACACACAGUCACACGCAAAGUUAAGUGCAUUAUAAUUGAAUUUAUAGAGCUAAACGAAGCUACUAAGUGGAAUUAUUUAAACUGAUUAACUGAUUAUGAUUAUUAUUAACGAUGCAUACGCAUUUACUCACAACUCAUAUACACACCUAUAUAUAAAUAUAUAUAUAUAUCUAUAUACAUGGCAUAUAUCGCUGAAGAAUAUUUUCGUUGAUCAAACAAUCCAUAUAAGCAAAUAAAUUAUAAGUUAUCAUAUACCACAUCAUAUCGAACACAAACAUUACUGCAAGUUUACCCAACCAAAAGAAAUUGUAGGAAAUCAAGAUCGAUUUUUGAAAGCUACGUAAAUGUGUUGCGUUCUUUGAAUAAAUGUUUUUGAGUCAAAUUUUUACUUCGAAAACAAAUAAAGUCUUAAAAAGUAACAUAAUUAAUAGAAAGCAAGACACACAGGCAUAAACAUAAGAACGUUAAGCUAGAUACAUUCUUACAGAGUAUCUGUGUAAAAAUCGUGCAGUAUUGCAGAAAAAUUGAUCAUAAAAAUGUACCACUUGUCUAAGGAAAAAGCAAGAUAUAAAGAACAGAAACAAAAAAAGAAUUUAACACAAUUUUUGAAUUCAUUAAAUAAAGGUAUGUGUUUAGAUAUAUUCAAAACAAACCA
Drosophila simulans is the source of this 9635-nucleotide messenger RNA. It is a transcript of the gene mub, whose product is annotated as poly(rC)-binding protein 3. The record is from RefSeq and is a predicted model, not a curated record. The coding region runs from base 839 to 2140 and encodes 433 amino acids. NCBI's taxonomy places the organism in Eukaryota, Metazoa, Arthropoda, Insecta, Diptera, Drosophilidae. Gene Ontology annotation, cellular component: nucleus; cytoplasm. The transcript has 10 exons. Gene Ontology annotation, molecular function: mRNA binding. Gene Ontology annotation, biological process: regulation of gene expression; regulation of RNA metabolic process.